Messenger RNA from Didymella exigua CBS 183.55, 1524 nucleotides. Its product is annotated as squalene monooxygenase. NCBI's taxonomy places the organism in Eukaryota, Fungi, Ascomycota, Dothideomycetes, Pleosporales, Didymellaceae. Gene Ontology annotation, biological process: ergosterol biosynthetic process. The coding region runs from base 1 to 1524 and encodes 507 amino acids. Gene Ontology annotation, cellular component: endoplasmic reticulum; membrane. The transcript has 2 exons. The record is from RefSeq and is a predicted model, not a curated record. Gene Ontology annotation, molecular function: flavin adenine dinucleotide binding; squalene monooxygenase activity.
AUGUUCUCGGAGAAAAUCAUGACGCUGCCGCCGGGCGUCAAUGGCGCGCCGUCGCGGCGAGCGCGCGGCACCUCGGUCAACGAAACGCCCGCCACGAGCACGUACAGAGACGACCUGCGCGAGGAGCGGCGGCGCGUGCACCACGAGGCCGAUGUGGUUAUUGUCGGCGCGGGCAUUGUCGGAUGCGCGGCUGCGGUGGCAUUUGGCAAGCAGGGCCGCAGUGUCAUUCUGCUGGAGAAGAGUCUGAAGGAGCCGGAUCGAAUUGUGGGCGAGCUGCUGCAGCCUGGCGGCGUGAAUGCGCUGAAGAAGCUGGGCAUGGAGGACUGUCUUGAGGGCAUCGAUGCGAUUCCCUGCUACGGCUACCAGGUCUCGUACCACAACGAGCCCGUACACGUCCCCUACCCCGACAACCUGAUCACCGAGAAGCCAUCGAAGAGGCCUGAGGGCCGCUCCUUUCACCACGGCAAGUUCAUCUCGAAGCUCCGCGCCGCCGCCCAGGCCGCCCCCAAUGUCACCGUCGUCGAGAGCACCGUCACCGACAUGGUGAAGAACGGAUACACGGGCCAGGUCCUGGGCGUCGAGUGCCAGACCAACGGCGAGAAGGACUACUACUUCGGCGCGGUCACGUUGGUCGCCGACGGCUACGCCUCCAAGUUUCGCAAGCACUACCUCCCCAACCAGCCCGAGGUUCGCAGCAAAUUCUGGGGCCUCGAGAUGAUCGACGCCGAGCUGCCCAUGCCCUACCACGGCCACGUGAUCCUUACCGACGCACCCCCAAUCCUCAUCUACCAGAUCGGCACCCACGAGACCCGCAUCCUCGUCGACAUCCCUGAGGGCCUGCCCAGCGCCUCCGUCAAAGCCGGCGGCGUCAAGAACCACAUGCUCAACGUCGUCGUCCCCAACCUGCCCGAAUGCGUCCGCCCGUCCUUCCAGCGCGCCGUCGAAGCAGGCAAACUGCGCUCAAUGCCGAACUCGUUCCUGCCGCCCUCGACCCAAAACACGCGCGGCCUGAUCAUGCUCGGUGACGCAAUGAACAUGCGCCACCCGCUGACCGGUGGCGGCAUGACGGUUGGCUUCAACGACGUCGUAACCCUCUCGUCGCUCCUGUCCCCCCAAAAUGUCCCCAACUUCGAGGACACAGACGCCGUCCUCGCACAGAUGGGCCGCUUCCACUGGUCCCGCAAGAGCGGCUCGAGCGUCAUCAACAUCCUCGCCAUGGCGCUUUACUCGCUCUUCGCCGCAAACAGCACGCAUCUCACCGCGCUCAAGAACGGCUGUUUCCGCUACUUCCAGCUCGGCGGCCGGCACAUCAGCGAGCCUGCUGGGCUGCUUAGCGGCCUGAUUCGCAACCCCGCUGUCUUGGUGUUUCACUUCUUCAGCGUCGCCUUCUAUGCGAUCAUGUGUCGUGCGCGCCAGGUGCCGCUUUGGAAGGUCCCGUACACGCUGCUCGUGGAGAGCGUGUUGAUUAUCUGGACCGCUGCGAGCGUUAUUGGGCCGUAUCUUGUAUGGGAGGUUAGGCGGUAG